This is a messenger RNA of Labeo rohita (rohu), 2278 nucleotides long. RefSeq lists its product as uncharacterized. The transcript is spliced from 10 exons. The coding region runs from base 550 to 2127 and encodes 525 amino acids. Gene Ontology annotation, molecular function: DNA binding. The record is from RefSeq and is a predicted model, not a curated record. Lineage: Eukaryota; Metazoa; Chordata; Actinopteri; Cypriniformes; Cyprinidae.
CUCUGAUCUAUACCAAUGACCAUGACAUUUGCCCAUUUUUAAUUAUAAGAAUUUAUUAAAAAUCACAAAACAAAUGGUAGUAAAUUUACCUUUAAGUCAUUUAACGAUUUAAGUCAUUGUUUAGUGAAGACAAGUGAAAUGAUUUACGUUUCUGUCUUUAUCUCUGGAAAACACUCUCUGACCGUGUGAAUGUGUGCUGAGCGGAAGGGGAAAUAGUUCCUGUCCUGCACUGCUAUAGUUCUUUUUUUCGACACUUGUGAUAUGCACUUAUUUUCAUGCUAAGCUAUUAUUAAAAUCACUACUUUGCAAGAAACAUUUAGUGUCAAUAUCAUUAAAUAAGGAUAUAUCCACAUGAAUUAACGAAUCAGAGUAUUGCAAUUUCAAGAUCCAUCCGCCCAUCCUGAAGAACUGCAGCGACACACACAGCUAACGUUAUUCCAACACGCUAGCUGAACUGCCACUUGAAAACAACCUGCAAAUUCAUUGGAGAGGCUCAAACAAGACUUUGCUCUGGUAAAGCCUCGAUAGCUGUGCGUGUGGUGACUCAAAAUGAAGGUUAAACUUCAUUCAGACGCGGUUUCGCAGCCUCUAAGUUGCUCAAACAGUGAUGAAGAGGGAACAAACAGCCUCUGCGACAACCAGUAUAUCGUUGUCAAGCUUGAAGAUGAAGAUGCAGAUCAAAAUCCAGAAACUGAGAUGGACCUGAGUAUAUUCGCUCCCAUCGAGACUUCGGAGUGUGAAGAAGAAGAAGAAGAGGAGGAAGAAAAAGUUGAAGAUGAGUAUGACGACGAACUCUCCGACUCCUCUGGCGUUUCUACCUGGAGAAGGAAAAACAUUAGGGAGCGAGAUAACCAGGUGGAUUCAGCGCCCCUUGAGAAAAAAUCUUCCAGGAGGAGUUUAAAAGGACGCCGUAAAAGCCGACAGACCUUUCUGGCUGAGCGGAGGCAGAAGGAGAGUCUUGACUCUAAUGCAGCAAACAGGGACAUGAAUGUUGGACUUCCUUCUAAAGAGGAUGCAUUUUACCAAGCUGUACCUCUGUCUGAUUCAGCCAGAGCUCCUGUAGAGACAUCUGGACUGGACACGGCAAUCAGCCCUUUAGCUGCCAUGGAGCCUCCUUUAUUUCCAAAUGCACCGAUACAGAGCACAUCUGUUGUUGGGGAGGAUCAGCAGAAUAUACUGCUUGAGGUCCUAAACUACUGUAGGUUUUUGCAUGCAGCAGUGCAGAGGCUUGAACAGAAGAUUGACAGACAGAUGUCUAAUGAGGCGUCACAUGAAAGAAGCUCAGCGAAGCUGAAAAAUGGUCCAAAGAGACGGGCAUCUCUGCCUGUUGAAGAUGGGCAGCUGUCCUGGUCUUUGGCCCAACGUCUUGGUCCACCAGUCCAGAGAAACCCACGCUGGAUCCCUCCCUGGAAACGAGGGUUGGACAGAGUGGAUUUUCAGCUAGCUGACAACAACAGCAUUCAGUCGGGCAAACCUGGCGGGGGACGAGGGAGAGGCAGGGGCAGAGGACGCGGUCGCAGGGGCCGCAGUAACGGAUCCCAGCGUCAAUCUCAAACUCCAGAUCCUGCUUUGCUUAUGUCGAUGCCCAAUGGAGAGGAGAUCUGCACUGCAUCAACAGAUGAUCCACAGCUGUCCCAGGUCAUGAAGAAAGACUCUAAGGCUAACACAGGCUCCAAGCGUCAGCAGAAAAGAAAGAAAGCUUUUGCUCAGGUGGACGAGGAGAAAGUUGAAGCAGAGAAGAUGCCCGACAAUAAAGAGGCCACACUUGAAGUUCAGGAUAACAACAAAGUAAUGAUCGGAAGCCCCCUGCGGAAAGUGUGGAUCCCAUUGUCUGUGUACAAGGAGGUGUUUAGGGAGAUGGAGCCCCAGAAGGCUGUAGUGCCUGUUCUUCACGCCCUCUUUCCCAUCAGCACUCUGUCCUGCAGUGCCGUCACAGGAAACCCUGCAAAAGGCAUCCAGCAGCUUGACCCCAACAAAAUAGAAGCCAUUCGAGAGUUUCUUGCUGAGAUGUACCCCCAGUUUGACAUUGGCGUGAGGGGCGUGUCGUGGGCGCAGUGUCUUGGAGUGAUAAACAGCAUCACCAAACAUCUCAAGAAAAAGCAGCAAAAACAUCACAUCUGCCAAUAGAGGUUGGUGACACAAGAAGUGAUCGUUCAUACUGAGGAUCUGACACACAUACUCCAUGUGCAACAUGUCUUGUUAAGCUAAACCUUCAUUUCAGUUUCAUCUGAACUGAUACAGUGUUCAUAACUGAAGUGCAAGUCCCUGUUUUGACAAC